Molecule: messenger RNA, 1668 nt
Organism: Theobroma cacao (cacao)
Lineage: Eukaryota; Viridiplantae; Streptophyta; Magnoliopsida; Malvales; Malvaceae
Product: calcium and calcium/calmodulin-dependent serine/threonine-protein kinase-like
Biological process (GO): protein phosphorylation
Molecular function (GO): ATP binding; calcium ion binding; protein kinase activity
Source: RefSeq, a predicted model, not a curated record
UCCAUUUUCAUUGAAUUCCCAUGGGACAGGAGAAAGGAAAACUAUGCGAUGAAUAUGAAAUCCAGGACAUCCUAGGAAGAGGAGGAUUCUCAGUUGUGAGGAGAGGCAUAAAGAUCAAAACAGAUGGGCAGAAAAGUAGUCAACAGGUAGCCAUCAAGACACUAAAAAGAUUUGGCACUUCAGCUUCAACCCCAUCAGGGAGUUUUCGAGUCAGCGCUGAGAAAAGCAUAGCUUCAAUGGGAUUACCAGCAUGGAAUCAGGUUUCCAUCUCGGAUGCCUUGUUAACCAAUGAGAUUUUGGUUAUGAGAAAGAUUGUGGAAAAUGUUUCACCCCAUCCAAACGUGAUUGAUCUCUAUGAUGUCUAUGAGGACCAAAGUGGGGUGCACUUAGUGUUAGAGCUAUGCUCAGGAGGGGAGCUGUUUGAUCGGAUUGUGGCUCAGGAAAGGUACUCGGAGGCUGGAGCUGCAGCUGUAGUUAAGCAGAUUGCUCAAGGAUUGGCAGCUCUUCACCAGGCUAACAUUGUCCACAGGGAUCUUAAGCCUGAGAAUUGCCUCUUCUUCAAUAAGAGUGAUGAUUCCACAUUGAAGAUCAUGGACUUCGGAUUAAGUUCAGUGGAAGAGUUUACUGAUCCAGUUGUUGGGUUAUUUGGUUCUAUAGAUUAUGUAUCACCAGAGGCUCUUUCUCAAGGCAAAAUCACUUUCAAGAGUGACAUGUGGUCUUUGGGAGUCAUCCUAUAUAUCUUGCUCUCUGGGUAUCCACCAUUUAUUGCUCAAUCGAAUCGCCAAAAACAGCAGAUGAUAAUGGCUGGAGAUUAUAAUUUUGAUGAGAGGACUUGGAAAAACAUUUCUUCAUCAGCAAAGCAUUUGAUUUCUAAUCUGCUGCAAGUUGAUUCUGACAGAAGACCAAGUGCUGAACAACUUCUGGCUCAUCCAUGGGUCAUUGGAGAUUCAGCCAAACAGGAACAAAUGGAUGCUGAGGUUGUGUCAAGACUGCAGAGUUUUAAUGCACGCCGCAAACUUCGAGCUGCAGCAAUAGCUAGCGUGUUGAGCAGCAAGGUUUUGCUGAGAACAAAGAAGCUAAGGACUCUGCUUGGUUCCCAUGACCUUACCAAGGAGGAAAUUGACAACCUGAAGAUAUAUUUUAAGAACAUAUGUGCUAAAGGUGACAAUGCUACCCUACCUGAAUUUGAAGAGGUGCUAAAAGCAAUGAACAUGUCCUCACUACUCCCUCUGGCUACCCGUAUCUUUGAUCUGUUUGACAGCAAUCGUGAUGGAACCGUUGACAUGAGGGAAAUAGUGUGUGGAUUUUCCAGCCUUAGAAACUCCAAAGGAGAUGAUGCUCUCCGUUUGUGCUUUGAGAUGUAUGAUACAGAUCGAUCUGGUUGCAUUACAAGGGAAGAACUAGCAUCAAUGCUUAGAGCUUUGCCAGAUGACUGUCUUCCACCGGAUAUAACAGAACCUGGAAAGUUAGACGAAAUAUUUGACCGGAUGGAUGCAAACAGUGAUGGAAAGGUUACUUUCGAUGAAUUCAAAGCUGCCAUGCAAAGAGAUAGCUCCCUCCAAGACGUUGUCCUUUCUUCUCUUCGUCAGCAAUAGGAUUCCCAUCUUUUCCAAUAUCAUCAAUUAGUUGAACAGUCCUUAAUUUCAAUCUUUCUUUGGAUAUUCAUGU